Molecule: messenger RNA, 564 nt
Organism: Pogona vitticeps (central bearded dragon)
Lineage: Eukaryota; Metazoa; Chordata; Lepidosauria; Squamata; Agamidae
Source: RefSeq, a predicted model, not a curated record
AGAUCACAAAUAUAUUUGGUUUUCUUUCAGCAAAAAGACAAGAAGCUGAAAAAGUCAGCUUGUAAAUACAGCCUUGAUCUCACCCAUCCUGUAGAAGAUGGAAUCUUUGAUUCAGGAAAUUUUGAACAAUUCCUGAAAGAAAAAGUUAAAGUCAAUGGAAAAACAGGAAACCUGGGAAAUAUAGUUCACAUUGAACGUUUUAAGAACAAGAUCACCGUGUCAUCUGAAAGACAAUUCUCAAAACGGUAUCUGAAGUAUCUCACUAAGAAGUACCUGAAGAAAAACAACCUUCGUGACUGGCUGCGUGUGGUUGCAUCUGACAAGGAAACCUAUGAACUUCGAUAUUUCCAGAUUAGCCAUGAUGAUGAAGACUCUGAAGCUGAGGAAUAAGAUGCGCUUUUAUGUAGAGUGUUAUGUUCCUUGACUACCGGAGUGUACAGAUGAACAACUAUAGAAUAUAUUAACUUAUUAUCAACUAAAGAACUUGUAUACUCUAUAAAAUCUCAGAUUGCUGUGGGCAGCUGAGAUUUUUUGCUUCAAGGCUUCAUUAAAAGUAUGUCCUGA